AUGCAGAACCACGCAAACGAGUUCGUGGACCUGUAUGUGCAGCAGAAAUGCUCCGUCAGCAACCACAUCAUCGGCGCCAAGGACCACGCGUCCAUCCAGAUGAAUGUGGCUGAGGUUGACAAGGUAACAGGCAGGUUCAAAGUCCAGUUUAAAACCUACGCUAUCUGUGGGGCCAUUCGCAGGAUGGGCGAGUCAGAUGACUCCAUUCCCGGACUGGCCAAGACUGUCGUCGGCAUCGUCUCUAAGAACUUCUGA
Hipposideros armiger (great roundleaf bat) is the source of this 255-nucleotide messenger RNA. Its product is annotated as 40S ribosomal protein S21. NCBI's taxonomy places the organism in Eukaryota, Metazoa, Chordata, Mammalia, Chiroptera, Hipposideridae. Gene Ontology annotation, molecular function: structural constituent of ribosome. Gene Ontology annotation, cellular component: ribosome. Bases 1 to 255 code for a protein of 84 amino acids. Gene Ontology annotation, biological process: translation. The transcript has a single exon. The record is from RefSeq and is a predicted model, not a curated record.